AUGCGCCGAAACUUUUAUAGCUUGGCCAUUCAUCUAUCUACUAUACUAUGUGGAACUGACUCUCAUACUUGUUAUGUGUCCGGGCGCAAUGCGCUUUUCCUAAAACUCCCAAAUUCGAGAAAACUAUUUCAUAGGAAUCUUGUAAGAAUUGCGCAGUGCCAUCUCGUUAUUGUAACCAUGUCGCAGGUUUCGCGAAUUUAUAUCAUCAUUUACGACGUCGGAAUAAUAGAAAGAAAGGUGGCUCUUCUAUGCAUCGAUCGGCUACUCAUUCUGGGGACUUUGCGGUCUAUUUUUGUGUAUCCCUUGUUUUCUCAUCUAUAA
Cylicocyclus nassatus is the source of this 321-nucleotide messenger RNA. Lineage: Eukaryota; Metazoa; Nematoda; Chromadorea; Rhabditida; Strongylidae. The record is from the annotation of a GenBank genome assembly.